AUGCCUCCUCCCGUCCAAGCGUUGCUGCUCGACAUGGACGGCGUGCUGGCCGAAGUGUCUCAGUCGUACCGCCAGGCGAUCAUUGACACUGCGCGUCACUUCGGCGCUUCCGUCACCCACGAGGACAUUGAGCGACUCAAACUCGAAGGCAAUGCGAACAACGACUGGCAACUGACGCAUCGGCUCAUUAUUGCCGCCGCCACCAGCAGUAGUACUGCCCCAUCGCUUGAAGUGGUGACUGCCCAGUUCGAAGCCAUGUACCAAGGAGAGGGUACCACGCCUGGUCUCUGCGAGCUCGAGACGCUGGUUACUCCUGUUGGGUUGCUGCAAGAGUUACGUUGCCGACUGCCAAAAGGCAUGGCGGUCGUCACGGGUCGUCCACGGAAAGACUGCGUCGCGUUUCUACGCACGCACGACAUUGAAGAUCUGUUUUCUGUUUUAAUUUGCAUGGAGGACUGUCUGCCGAAACCGUCAGACGAGCCCAUUCGACUGGCGCUCGAAGCCCUCAAUGUGCGUCCAGAAGACGCGGUGAUGGUCGGCGAUACCGUCGAUGACGUGAUCGCAGCGCGCAGAGCCGGCACAGUAGUCUAUGGCGUAUUGACACCACUUGAUCAUGCCAGGUCUGUGCUUGAGCAGGCACCAGCAAGAAUCGAAACAGUGCUGAUGGAAUUGGGCGCGUCAAGGGUAUUGAAGCCCGGACUCGCAGAGCUUCUGGACCUCAUUCCAGCGGUGAAAAGCAACAAAUCAAAAGCAAGUGCUGAGACGAGGCAGCAGACAGCUGGUAAGCGAGAAGCAACCAUCUGUCGUGUGACAAACGAGACAUCAAUCAACGUCAAGUUGUCAUUGGACGGCACAGGCAAGUCCAAGGUGAGCUCGGGAAUCGGUUUUCUCGACCACAUGUUGACGGCGUUGGCCAAGCAUAGCCGUUUUGAUCUCGAGCUCGAGUGCAAAGGCGACACGUGGAUUGACGACCAUCAUACAACGGAAGACUGUGCGCUCACGCUCGGUGAAGCUUUUGAUGCAGCACUCGGGGACCGUGCGGGUAUCGCUCGCUUUGGAUCCGCUUGUGUACCGCUGGACGAAGCGCUGUCGCGCGCUAUUGUGGACAUUUCGAGCCGCGCACACAGCGAGAUCAAUCUGGAGCUAGUGCGUCCGAGCAUAGGCGAGCUGUCGUGUGAGAUGAUUACGCACUUUUUCGAGUCUUUUGCAAGCGCUGCGCGUCUGACGUUGCACGUUGACGUAUUGCGCGGCCGCAACGACCACCACCGCGCCGAGGCGUCCUUUAAGGCUCUGGCUGUUGCACUGCGCAUUGCUAUCAAACAUGACGCCACUGCUGGCGUGCCAAGUACCAAGGGCGUGCUGGCAUAA
Peronospora matthiolae is the source of this 1368-nucleotide messenger RNA. Lineage: Eukaryota; Oomycota; Peronosporomycetes; Peronosporales; Peronosporaceae. The record is from the annotation of a GenBank genome assembly.